Messenger RNA from Exaiptasia diaphana, 1430 nucleotides. RefSeq names its product sushi, von Willebrand factor type A, EGF and pentraxin domain-containing protein 1. The record is from RefSeq and is a predicted model, not a curated record. The transcript has 5 exons. NCBI's taxonomy places the organism in Eukaryota, Metazoa, Cnidaria, Anthozoa, Actiniaria, Aiptasiidae. Bases 20 to 979 code for a protein of 319 amino acids.
AAAUAGAAGAGUCAGCGUUAUGUCAUUUGAUUGUAUUGUUGUCAUGGUUAUCACGCUGUCAAUCAAGCACUGUCAGACAACAAGUGACUUUGACAUGAUCUUGACCAAUAGMCGUGAAUCAUAUUUGAACUACACAGGAAUCCCAGACUUACGUUCCUUUWCAUUGUGCUUCUGGAUGAGACAAAGUUAUGCAUUGGAGUUCUGGGCUCAAACGAUUUUAUCCUACGCAAAUGAACAGUCCAUACAAGCGAUUGACAUCAAGAGUAUUGGAGGUUAUAAUAAUGGUGUUUUACUGAAAUACAUGGGGUCGCAUGUUUURUUUCCUACGUUUAACAUCAAGGACAAACGAUGGCAUCAUUUUUGUGUAUCAUACAACAAGGAUCGAAAUGAAAUGAUUGCAUAUGUGAACGGUGAAUUGAACACGAGGAAUAACGGUGGAAAAGGUUCUGUCAUGAAAGGAGGUGGCUGUCUCAUCGUUGGUUUUAAUCAAGCCAAUAAAUGUGGUCCACCAGAAUCGUCUGACGUUGGAUUCACUGGAAGACUGAGUCAUAUAAAUAUUUGGGACACAGAACUGAACCAUAUUAACGUCAAAAAAAUCUACAUGGGAUGCGAUAUGUAUGAUGGAAACGUGUUGUCAUGGAAACUGGCCUCGCUCAACCAAACUCUCGUUGAUGGAAAUAUCACACAGCCAUCAUCGGCAUGUACUCGAACGUACUUAUCAAGAACAUACAACUAUCAGUCUCACAGGAUAUUGAUUGGCCAUAGUCUAUCCCGUAACAGCGUGUCUACUUCCCUGGAAUGCGCACAAUUGUGUCUGAAGGAGAAAAGAUGCCAGUCKUUCAACUACUUUGGAGAGGUUCAUAACAAUUGUCAGCUGAAUGCUUCUAAUGAUAUCAAGAACCCUAGCAGCUUYAAAUACUCUUCUGGAGUCAAAUAUGGAACAUAUAUUGAUAAGUUGGAAAGAAUAAAUUCUCCGUAAGGACGAACCUCGAUAUAGUCAGCGAAGAAAUGCUUUCCCGCUUCAGGGGCGGAUUCAGGGGAGGUGCUUUGGGUGCGGACACAUCCCCCUUUUCGUACGACGUAUUUUUUUGUAUAUCAAUUUUUUUGUAUAUCACUAUAUUUUUUUCAGCUGUUUAUACUCCUGUUGUACUUUUAUCGAGAAAACGAGUAGCAUACAUAAAAUGUGUCUGCCACUAUGCACUAUUUGAGUAGUGUAGACAAAUUGUUGCAAUAAAAGUCAAUUUGCUACCGGUCAAAUUGUGCAUAAUUUUCUUGCUCUAGACAAUACGCAGCUAACAAUGAUCAGUUCCAUCUGAUAUACUUAGUAUUUGUAGACUAUUGUCAAUUUAUCAAUACAUUUCGUCACAGCUCUAAUGUUGGACGUUGUUUUGCUGUUAUUAAUUAAUGUAAUAAAUGCUGGCUUUACUGCA